Drosophila melanogaster (fruit fly) is the source of this 7347-nucleotide messenger RNA. It is a transcript of the gene Plc21C, whose product is annotated as phospholipase C at 21C. Gene Ontology annotation, molecular function: phosphatidylinositol-4,5-bisphosphate phospholipase C activity; phosphoric diester hydrolase activity; calcium ion binding. The record is from RefSeq and is marked reviewed. Lineage: Eukaryota; Metazoa; Arthropoda; Insecta; Diptera; Drosophilidae. Gene Ontology annotation, biological process: intracellular signal transduction; adult locomotory behavior; homeostatic process.
AUCAACAGAUUUUCGGGCAGCGCUGCGGCAGUGGCAGCAUUUUUUACUCGUCGUCGCGUUUUUUGGGCUUUCGGGUGUAUUUUUUUGUUUUGAAUUGUUGACACAUCUCCGGGACGUUUCAUCGUUUUGGAUUGUAAUUAGGCGUGCAAGUGGAAAAGAUAAUAAAUCAAAGCCAAUGUGCAGCGUGAGAGUAACGAAAAAAAAAACAAAACAAUCGCAGCGUGAGACUUUGCUUUUUGUUGUCUUUGCUAAGUGAUGCUGCAGCAACAAUAGUAACCAAAGCAUCAAGAACAUCAAUAAGAGCUCCCGCAAAAAUUCGCCGAACCUAAACUUAUUGCAAAACAACAAGAAUUGUCGUAAUACGGUUGUUUUUUCUGCAUUAUUACUUCAUAACAGAGUGUCGCUCUCUCGCUCGCUCCGGAAAAGCUCCGCUUUUGGGGUUCUCUCUCGCUCAGAAAACAGCCAGAACUUUUAAUCAGUCCCAGAAUGCAGUCCAAAGAGCUCGCAUGCGGUGCAAAGUCAAUACCGCUCUAACUGUGCCAGGACCAUGUCGAUGAUUCGGAUACCAACCAGGACUAUGGCGUCAUUUGUAUGCGGUGUGGCUAUUCUGCGACAACUAAGGGAAAGGAAAUGAGGAGCCGCGGCUAAUCCAAGAAUCGCACAGAAAGUAAACAGAAAGCGUUCAUCAGUGGGUCAGUAGCAGCCCGUAAACGAGAUUUUAAACCCAAAAAUUUGUGAGGAUGAUGAGCGCCGGAGGAACCUACAUCUCCACCGCCAGCGUGGAGGUGCCACAAGCUCUGCAAGAUGGCGAGAAGUUCAUUCGAUGGGAUGAUGACUCGGGCACUGGAACACCGGUUACAAUGCGCGUCGAUGCCAAGGGCUUCUUCCUCUACUGGGUCGACCAGAACAACGAGCUGGAUAUCCUUGAUAUAGCCACCAUACGCGACGUUCGCACAGGACAGUACGCUAAGCGACCAAAGGACAACAAGCUGCGCCAGAUUGUGACGCUGGGCCCCCAGGACACGCUCGAGGAGAAGACAGUGACGGUAUGCCACGGCUCGGACUUCGUCAACAUGACGUUCGUCAACUUCUGCUGCACCCGGCGGGACAUAGCCCAGCUCUGGACCGACGGACUCAUCAAGUUGGCCUACAGCUUGGCCCAGCUCAAUGGCUCGGCGAUUAUGUUCCUGCAGAAGGCCCAUACCAAACUGUGUCUCCAGGUGGACAAAAGCGGCCGCAUACCAGUGAAAAACAUCAUAAAACUUUUUGCCCAAAACAAGGAGGAUCGCAAACGUGUCGAGAAGGCGCUGGACGUGACCGGUUUGCCGUCGGGAAAGGUCGAUAGCAUAUCGGUGUCCAAAUUUCAAUUCGAGGACUUUUACAAUUUGUACAAAUAUCUCACGCAGCGUUCGGAGGUGGAACGCCUCUUUGACAGCAUCGUUGGCAACUCGAAGCGCAAGUGCAUGUCCAUCGCUCAACUGGUGGAGUUCCUGAACAAGACACAGCGUGAUCCCCGCCUGAACGAGAUCCUCUACCCUUAUGCGAAUCCCGCCCGCGCCAAGGAGCUCAUCCAGCAAUAUGAGCCCAACAAGUUCAAUGCGCAAAAGGGCCAACUCAGCCUGGAUGGCUUUUUGAGGUACUUAAUGGGCGACGACAAUCCCAUCAUGGCGCCCAGCAAGCUCGAUCUCUGCGAUGACAUGGACCAGCCGAUGUCGCACUACUUCAUCAACUCCUCGCAUAACACCUACUUGACGGGACACCAGCUGACCGGCAAGUCGUCCGUCGAGAUUUACAGGCAGUGUCUCCUGGCGGGAUGCAGAUGCGUUGAGCUCGACUUCUGGAACGGACGCACCGAGGAGCCAGUCAUUGUCCACGGCUAUACGUUCGUGCCCGAGAUAUUUGCCAAGGACGUGCUGGAGGCCAUCGCAGAGAGUGCAUUUAAAACAUCCGAAUACCCUGUGAUAUUGAGCUUUGAGAAUCACUGCAACCCUAGGCAACAGGCGAAAAUUGCCAACUAUUGUCGCGAAAUAUUUGGCGAUAUGCUGCUCGAUAAGCCUCUGGACUCUCAUCCGCUGGAGCCGAACAUGGACUUGCCACCGCCGGCGAUGCUGCGCCGCAAGAUUAUAAUCAAGAACAAGAAGAAGCAUCACCACCACCAUCACCAUCAUCACCACAAAAAGCCAGCGCAGGUGGGCACGCCGGCAGCCAACAACAAACUGACUACAGCGAAUUCAGUGGAUGCCAAGGCGGCGCAACAAGUCGGUUUGUCGGCCUCGCAUGAGGAUGGGGGCGUGACCAGGAGCACCGCCAACGGUGACGUUGCCACUGGAACAGGAACCGGAAGUGCUGCUGGGACAGCAGGACACGCGCCGCCGUUGCAACAAAUCCGCCAAAGCUCCAAAGACAGCACUGGAUCCUCCGAUUCGGACAGCUCUUCGGAGGAUGAAUCCCUGCCUAACACCACGCCCAAUUUGCCCAGCGGCAACGAACCUCCGCCAGAAAAGGCUCAAAAGGAAACGGAGGCGGGAGCAGAGAUUUCAGCUUUGGUCAACUAUGUUCAGCCCAUCCAUUUUAGCUCUUUUGAGAAUGCGGAAAAAAAGAAUCGAUGCUACGAAAUGUCUUCGUUUGAUGAAAAACAGGCGACAACAUUAUUGAAGGAGCGACCGAUUGAAUUUGUGAACUACAACAAACACCAAUUAUCUCGUGUCUAUCCGGCGGGCACUCGCUUUGAUAGCUCCAACUUUAUGCCGCAGUUGUUCUGGAAUGCCGGAUGUCAGCUCGUGGCACUUAACUUCCAAACCCUCGAUCUGGCCAUGCAACUCAACUUGGGGAUCUUUGAGUAUAACGCUCGGUCCGGUUAUCUACUUAAGCCGGAGUUUAUGCGCCGAUCAGAUCGCAGAUUGGAUCCCUUCGCGGAAAGCACUGUGGAUGGCAUCAUAGCAGGCACAGUAUCAAUCACGGUUCUAUCUGGUCAGUUUCUCACGGAUAAGAGGGCGAACACUUUUGUGGAAGUUGAUAUGUACGGUUUGCCAGCGGACACGGUGAGAAAGAAGUUUCGCACCAAGACAGUGCGGGAUAAUGGAAUGAAUCCCCUUUAUGACGAGGAGCCGUUCGUGUUUAAGAAGGUGGUUCUCCCCGAGUUGGCGAGCAUUCGAAUUGCAGCAUAUGAAGAGGGUGGCAAACUCAUUGGUCACCGCGUUUUGCCCGUAAUCGGUCUUUGCCCUGGUUACCGACAUGUGAAUCUCCGAUCUGAAGUGGGUCAACCAAUAGCCCUUGCCUCUCUUUUCCUGUGCGUGGUGGUCAAGGAUUAUGUACCCGAUGAUCUUUCCAAUUUCGCAGAGGCGCUAGCUAACCCUAUUAAAUACCAAAGUGAGCUAGAGAAGCGCGAUAUUCAACUAUCUGUUUUGACCGACGAAGCCGAAGCGCUGGGCAGUGCGGACGAGGAUCUCUCCAAGUCGUUCGUUUUCGUCCAAGUAGGUGGCCAAAAAAAGGAGCUGCGUCCGGUUGAAUCGCUUGCGACUUCGCCGAAGCAUAGGCCGAGCAUCUCGGCCGCCGCAGCAAUGAGUGUUGACGUUACCGUGGAUCGGACCGAUGGCGGAAGGGGAGAAGAUAGCAUCUCUAUUGUAGCACCCUCAAUACAGCAUCAGCACUCUCUAGACCAGUCCGUAAGCACCUCCAUCCGACAGGUGGAGUCCUCGCAGUUUGAUGUCGAUCUUGUGUUGGCGGAGCCGCUGGAAAAGAUAUUGGAUCACAAGUCCGUCAAGGAAAAGCGUCUCGAGAUGGAAAAGAAGCUGGAGUCACUGCGAAAGAAGCAUGACAAGGAAAAGAUUAAGAUCGCCGGCCAGAAAUCCAGUCCGCUAGAGGGCAAGAAGCCGAAGUUUGCCAUCACGAAUAAGCUGGUGAAGCGGCUAAGCAACAAGAGUCUCGAGCCUGGUGUAGAGAUCCCCGCCUGCCCUCUGGAUCUGGGCGAUAGCAGCGAGGAGAGUGCAGCCGCGGAUGCCGGUGAGGACUUAGCCGGUGGGAGCAGCAGUCUGGAUGGCAGAACUCAAGAGUCGCGAUUACGCAGUGCCUGCCGGGAGUACACUUCCCAGUACCGUGAGCUGCAGGAGAAGUACCAUGAGGCAAUUUACAGUGCAGCCGAGAAGGUGCUGAAGACAUCGCAAACUGGGCAAACAAAGCAGUUAAAAGCAUCUCUGGACAAGGUCACUGGAGAGGUUAUGCACCAGCUGCAGGAGGCCCGCCGCAACGAGGUUAAGAAUCUGGCCACCGUGCACCGGGAUCGUGAUGAGCUGAUCAGAAUGAAACGCGAGGUGGCAAGCUCCGUUGUGGAACGUGGCGUAGCUGAACGUGUGCGGCUGAAGCAGACCUUUGACCGGAGAACGGAUGAACUUCAGAAGCAGCACGACUCAGUGCGCAAUGCCCUGGCAGAGCACCGCUCCAAGGCUCGUCAAAUUCUCGACAAGGAGGCAGAAUCGCGAAGCUGUGUAUCCAGCAAUGGCUUCUUGGUCCUCUUCCAUGGACCUCAUCACCAUGGCUGUACGGGCUCCGGCUCGUCAGCCCUUUCAGGCAAUAAUCUCACUCUAAAUCUGGACGCGGGGGCUGCCGGUAGUCAUUCAGCCAUUUCGCCGGCAAAGUCGCACAACAGCAUCGCAGCAGCGGCCGAGAUGAAGACGUAAAUGGGCCACGCCCGUAUAGGUUUUUCUCCCCGCCCAAAUUAUCCCUAGGAUUAAUUGUGGUUCUAAAGUUGUUAGUCUUCAGUAUUUACAGCAGAAACAUAGGAAUGAAAAGUCUUCGUAGUAUAUAAGCAGUGGAGGAGUAGUCCCUAUCCUCCCACACCUAUUUGACGGGAACUGACCUCGAUUAGAUCUUAGGACCUUUGACCCUAGGCAUUGUAAAUCCCACUGCUAAGGGGAAUCCAAGCAAACACGUUUUCUAACUGAACAAACUAGAUGUAAAUCUAUCGCAUGUAUGAUGUACUUGUAGUGUAACUGUUGACGUAUCCGUACUUUACAGUACUUUAUCUGUAUACUGAACGGUGUAUUUCUAUGGUGUUAAUGGAGGUUGAUCCAUCACACUCCCGUCAAACCGUACGGUUUCUUCCUAUUCGAACUUCGCUGAAACUCUGAGUGUCUAAUUAAGCAAGCAAAUGUAACAGAAGCAGAAAAUAAGUAUAAUUUAUUUGUCUAUACGAAGGAGACUGAGUGCUCCAUUUGUCUAAUGCUAAUUGUGGUUGUGUGUAUUUUACAUCAGUUUUAAUCGAUAUAAUUUAUACAAUUAGUUUAAGCCUCUCACACAAACUGUGGAUUGAAUCUCGUGCGCACACAAGGCGGAUGCUAGAGCGGAUGCCAAAGCACAAGUCUAGGCCAACAAUUAGUCAUUUAUUUCUCGGUUGGUUGCUAUUUAUUCUUGAUUUAGUCACUAUUCUUACGUUUACCUAGUCGUUACAAAGCUCCAAUAAAAUUCUAUACGGAUUGUUUUUCCCCACUUAUACCUACACAUAUUUUACUUUAUUCCCAAUUUAAUUCGGUCCAAUGCAUACACACACACGCACAGACGGCGUCGCACAUAACCUACAACACCAAAAAUAACAAAAUACGAUCGGCGAUUUUGCAGUUUGCGGGAGCUAACAUACCGAUCCGGGUUACCCUGAAAUUGUCGACUUGUGCCACAUUCUCAAGACAAUCAAACAAUAAAAUAUGCAAAUUUAUUGAGUGUAUUUAACCUAUGUUGUAGACAAGACACCACUCCUUAGGUAAUCAAACAAAAAAUAAAAAAAUAAUCAAAUAAACCUAAGCUGCCUUGUAACAAAAUCCAAAAUUCAAACAUAGCCCACAACAUACAUAUGAGUACGUAAUCUAAACGAACACUAUGAGAGUAAUCAAAACAAUGUUGAAAAUACAUUUCACUGGACGGCAGAACCACCUUAAAUGUUGUAAUUCCCAUAUUUCUUACUCAAGAACCGACUCAUGAUCUUCCUCAAACCGAAAGGACGGGCCGCAGCUCGCUCUGUAUCGCUCACAGUUGGUCCCCUUACUCCCGAUUGAUGUUGUAAUUUUUGAUGUGCGUGUUUCGUAGAUUUCGUAUAACGAACGUUCCACAAGAUACGAUAAUUUCACCUAGCAAACAAGCAAUAUCCAGAGUAUGGUAUCUAGCUGCUGACAGUAUGUACGUGUGUGUUUCUCCGGUUGUCUAUUGUCUAUCUCACUCGGUGUCUAUCUCUGUGUAAUUGUGCAAUUGGCUUAACUUAUCCAAUACAGCAGCAUAAACAUUGUAGCAACUCAGCAGAAAUUUAAAUAGUUUUGGUGUUGUACGUAUGUAAGCAUUUCUCGAUCGACUGUAUAUGCAUCCGUUUCCGUAUCUGUGUGCUGUCGAUGUUAUUUGCUAUCCCUACCUUUAAUGUAGUAUUUGUAUUAUUAUCCGCAGACCAUAUCAUUUGCAUGCCACCCCACCCGCCUCGAAACCCGAUAAACCCACACCAAAAACAGGCUUUAAUCGAUGUUCGUUGUUUGCGUGUGUUUGUUAAACUAAGUUAACGAUAAUGCCAUAAACUUAUACGAAAAUGAAAUUUAAAUUGAAAAGCAAAAUCGGUGUCAAACACCAGAAAACCGAAGGGCAACAUAAGAUUUCAAAGGAAAAUUGAAUUGAGCAGAGCAACUAACGAAUUUGUUGUUGCCUAUAACAAAUAUAGUUAAAUAAAUGUUUAGACUUACCCUAGCAUACAUAUAUCUACAUAAAUAUUGAAGAACCGAACCCAUUGUUGCAAUAAUAUUGCCAAGGCACAUAUAAAAUGUUUACCGAAUCUAAACUCUUGAUGUUAGCAGGAAUCAAAGACAAAGUUUUCUUAAUAUAGUAAAAUGAACCCAAAUUAUUAUGAUACAAUAAUAUUUAAAUGAAUUGUUCCUGUAUUUACAAUAGUCCAACUUCUCGGUAAUGUUUCCAUUUCAACGCCUUUUACAGUUUGAGAAGUUGUGAAUUCUCGCUUUUCCUGUAUCAACAUAAGAUCCACUGCUGCAUAAUUUCAGAAUGAUACCUUCGCAGUUUGACAAGCACUUGGCCAACACGUAGAAAUGUUCUUUGUCGGUCAAAUCUUAAGUCUUGAAGAUUUUUUUUAACUGAUAUCGCGGAAUAAAUUGUGACUCUCACAUCCCGAAUCAGUGAUUCGAUAUUCGCCACUAGAUUUCUAGUCUAAGUAUAUUUUAAACACAACUCUUCACAGACCGCGCUACGAUGGAGUUCAUUAAUUAAUUCAAUGAUUAAUGACAAAAGCAAUCCAAUAAAAUCUAUCCACAUUGUUGUUGUGAUCCACAGAAAACCCGAAAUAAACGUUAAACAAGAAAAAUUAAUUGU